UACAUGGGGAAUGUUCCUUUGUAGAUUUGGCACCUUCUUUUAUUUCUGAGCCACUCUCUGCUGUCCAGAAACUUGGUGGACCUGUAGUACUACAUUGUUCUGCUAAACCUGUGACUGCUCAUAUCUCAUGGUUGUUUAAUGGAAAAAUGCUGGACGGAAACAUGGAACAGAUUAAGAUUCAUCAGGGGACUUUGACUGUUCUUUCUCUUAACCCCUCCCUUUUGGGUUACUACCAAUGCAUUGCCAAUAACAGCAUCGGUGCAAUUGUGAGUGGUCCUGCAAGAAUAUCCACUGCAGUUCUUGGUGAUUUUGGUUCAUCAACAAAGAAUGUUAUUAUGGCAGAAGAAAAAAGUACUGGUUUCAUUGGUUGCAACGUACCAGAUAGUAACCCCAAAGCUGAGGUGCGCUAUAAAAUCCGGGGGAAAUGGCUGAAACGUUCCACAGGUAAUUACUUAAUCCUUCCAUCAGGAAAUCUUCAGAUUUUGAAUGUAUCCUUAGAAGACAAGGGAUCAUAUAAAUGUGCAGUUUAUAAUCCUGUGACACAGGAAUUGAAAAUUGAACCCAUUGGCCGAAAACUUCUUGUGAGCCGUCCUUCUUCGGACGAUUUUCACAUUCUUCACCCCACACUUUCACAGGAAUUAGCUGUUCUUUCUAAUAGCCCUGUAACCCUGGAGUGUGUAGUGAGGGGUGUCCCAGCUUCUCAAGUAUACUGGUUGAAGGAUGGCCACGAUGUUGUGCUGGGAAGGAACUGGAGGAAGUUGUAUUCUCAUCUUGCCACAGAUAGCAUUGAUCCAGUGGACUCUGGAAACUAUUCCUGUGUGGUGGGAAACAAAUCUGGAGACCUAAAGCAGGUGACUUACAUGGUGAACGUUCUUGAACAUGCUUCAAUUUCUAAAGGACUGCAGGAUCAGACAGUGUCUCUGGGUGCCACAGUACAUUUUACCUGUGAUGUCCAUGGGAACCCAGCCCCCAACCGUACCUGGUUUCAUAAUGCACAGCCUAUUCAUCCAUCCCCACGACAUCUAACUGCAGAAAAUGGGCUGAAAAUCAGUGGUGUUACUAUGGAAGAUUCUGGGCUAUAUCAGUGUAUAGCAGAUAAUGGAAUUGGAUUUAUGCAAUCUACUGGGAGACUUGAAAUUGAAAAAGACAGUGGAUUCAAGCCAGUUAUAGUAUCAGCGCCAGGAAGUGCAAAGGUGGUAGAUGGAGAUGUUGUUACUUUGUCCUGCAAUGCCUCUGGACUGCCAGUUCCAGUCAUUCGUUGGUAUGACAGCCGUGGAUUGAUAACCACCCAUCCAUCUCAGAUCCUUAGAUCUAAAUCCCAGAAAUCACACUCAAUGAGACCUGAGCCCAUUAACCUGGAACCUGUUUACUUUGUCAUGUCCCGAGCUGGCUUAAGCUCUCUCUAUAUUCAGGCUGUUACUCAGGAACAUGCUGGAAAAUAUAUCUGUGAAGCUACAAAUGAACAUGGCACAGUGCAAUCAGAAGUAUUCCUUACAGUUGUUCCUUUUGAAACAAAUACAAAAGCAGAAACAGUGACACUGUCUGAUGCUCCUUGGAGUGAUAGCAGAGAUAAAAGAGAUGGUACAGAAGCUGGAUUAUUGAGCUCAUCUCCAGUGAAGUUACGUUCCAGCACAGUGGAAUCUUCAUCAGAGAAAAAUACCAGUAGUGCUUCUGUUCCUGAUGCCCCCAUUAUCCUGAGCCCUCCACAGACUCAUACAUCAGAUACAUACAACCUGGUCUGGAGGUCUGGAAAGGAUGGCGGACUUCCUAUCAAUGCCUAUUUUGUGAAGUAUCGAAAGCUCGAUGAUAUUGUUGGUAUGGUGGGGAGCUGGCACACAGUCCGUGUCCCAGGAAGUGAAAAUGAGCUCCAUUUAACAGAACUCGAGCCAUCUAGUCUCUAUGAAGUUUUGAUGGUAGCUAGAAGUGCAGCAGGAGAAGGACAACCUGCCAUGUUAACCUUCCGAACUAGCAAAGAAAAAACAGCCUCAUCAAAAAACACUCAGGCAUCUGCUCCACCCAUAGGAAUCCCUAAGCAUCCUGUUGAUUCAGAGGUUACAAGCAACAACUUUGGAGUGGUGCUUACAGAUUCCUCUCGGCACAGUGGAGUUCCAGAGGCCCCAGACCGCCCCACUAUCUCCACUGCAUCAGAGACCUCAGUCUACGUCACUUGGAUUCCUCGGGCAAAUGGGGGUUCUCCUAUCACUGCCUUCAAGGUAGAAUACAAACGGAUGCGGAAUAGUGAUUGGCUGGUGGCAGCUGAAGAUAUCCCUCCUUCCAAACUUUCUGUGGAAGUUCGUAGUUUAGAACCAGGUUCAACAUACAAAUUUAGGGUCAUUGCCAUUAACCAUUAUGGUGAGAGUUUUCGGAGUUCAGCUUCUCGACCUUAUCAGGUGGCUGGGUUCUCUAAUCGUUUUUCCAACCGUCCAAUAACUGGGCCUCACAUUGCAUACACAGAAGCAGUCAGUGAUACUGAGAUCAUGCUGAAGUGGACAUACAUUCCAUCAAGUAAUAAUAACACUCCUAUUCAAGGAUUUUAUAUCUAUUACCGGCCAACAGAUAGUGACAAUGACAGUGAUUACAAAAGGGAUGUUGUCGAAGGUUCAAAGCAGUGGCACAUGAUUGGCCACCUGCAGCCAGAAACUUCCUAUGAUAUUAAAAUGCAGUGCUUCAAUGAAGGAGGAGAGAGCGAGUUUAGUAAUGUGAUGAUCUGUGAAACUAAAGUGAAGCGUGUUCCUGGAGCAUCUGAGUACCCCAUCAAAGACUUGAGUACCCCUCCAAAUUUCUCAGGAAGUGGAGGAAACACUGGGCCUGCAACAAGCCCAGCCAGAAGCAGUGAUAUGUUAUAUCUGAUUGUUGGCUGUGUGCUGGGUGUCAUGGUCCUCAUUCUUAUGGUUUUCAUUGCCAUGUGCCUGUGGAAGAACCGCCAACAGAAUACCAUACAGAAAUAUGAUCCCCCAGGCUAUCUCUACCAAGGAUCAGAUAUUAAUGGACAUAUGAUGGAAUACACCACUCUGCCUGGCACAAACCGGAUUAAUGGAAAUGUUCAUGGGAGCUUCAUGAGAAAUGGAAGUCUUAGCAAUGGUUGCUCACAUCUUCACCAUAAUGUCUCGAAUGGAGUCAAUGGUCUGGUGAAUGGGAGCUUAAAUGGAGGCCUUUAUUCUGGGCACACUAACUCCCUAAGCAGGACACACAGAGAUUUUGACCAUCCUCAUCACCUAGUGAAUGUUGGUGGAAUGUACAAAGCAGUGCCUCAGACCGACCCACUGGAGUGCAUUAACUGUCGAAAUUGUCGGAACAACAAUAGAUGUUUCACCAAAACUAACAGCACGUUCAGCAGCAGUCCCCUUCCUGUGGUCCCAGUGGUCGCACCCUGUCUUCAGGAUGGUUUGGAAAUGAAACCCCUAAAUCACAUGAAGAUACCUGUGUGCCUGGCUUCCACAGUUCCCAGUUAUGGCCAGUUAUCCAAGGAGAGCAUCAAAGACAAUGUGGUACCAAUAGCUACCCAGCAUACUUGCUGCCAGGAUAACAUAAAUGAUAUCAAUUUUGGUUGCACAGAAGAUACAGCAGAGUCCAACAGAGGAGACAGCUAUGUCCAUUCAGAAACAGAGAACACAAUUUUAAGUUGGAAUCCUCUUAUUUUACCACCUGUCUCAAAGGACUGUACUGAAAAGACUGCAUGGUCUCCUCCUGGCAUUCCUUUGGACAGCCCUUUAGGGGUCCUUCAACAACCCCAGGAAACCUGAGGACGUGCAAAUGACUAGCCAUGCUCCCCCUGGAAGCCAGUAACUGCACAAAACGGGCCUGGGGAUGGACUGUGUGAAGGACAUUCAUUUAAAUCAGAGGAAACCAUUAUUUAUUUUUUGUAGUAGAAUGUUAUAUGAAUGUAUCUUAAAAUGUUUGCCUUUUAUAUUAUUUAUGCCUUAAAAAUUUCCUUCUCUAUUCCUUCUUCUUCCCGUCCCUCAAUAUGAAACAACCUUGUUUUGCAUAUUUUU
Orycteropus afer afer is the source of this 3992-nucleotide messenger RNA. RefSeq names its product cell adhesion associated, oncogene regulated (gene CDON). Gene Ontology annotation, molecular function: protein binding. Lineage: Eukaryota; Metazoa; Chordata; Mammalia; Tubulidentata; Orycteropodidae. The record is from RefSeq and is a predicted model, not a curated record. Gene Ontology annotation, biological process: axon guidance; cell-cell adhesion; nervous system development. Gene Ontology annotation, cellular component: plasma membrane; axon.